Lingula anatina is the source of this 4288-nucleotide messenger RNA. RefSeq lists its product as uncharacterized. The record is from RefSeq and is a predicted model, not a curated record. Gene Ontology annotation, molecular function: N-acetyl-beta-glucosaminyl-derivative 4-beta-N-acetylgalactosaminyltransferase activity; galactosyltransferase activity. Gene Ontology annotation, biological process: glycosphingolipid biosynthetic process; carbohydrate metabolic process. Gene Ontology annotation, cellular component: Golgi apparatus. Lineage: Eukaryota; Metazoa; Brachiopoda; Lingulata; Lingulida; Lingulidae.
AGGCCGGUGGGGACCAGCGGUGUAAAAUGCUGGCCAAUAUAUUUAGGUUGGUGAAAAGUCGACGUCGGCUACCGGCUCUCAUCUUAGCAAUUCUGUGCAUCACUCUAGUCCAAGUCCUGGUCAUCCAUUCUAUGCAGAAUUAUCUCUCUCGGAAACCUAAAGGAAUAGACCCCUUGUCAACAGAGACAGAGGGGUCAACGUUACACCAGGGAGAUGGCUUGGUUCAAAAUGACCCCCUCCAACAACAGGUGGAUGGGCAGGUUUCAUUGGCUGCCAGAUAUAAUUCUAGUGGCCCCAGUACUAGUAAAAGUACUAAAAAGAUGGAUAUAAAUGCAGAUGUUGUUGAUGUAAAACUUGAUGAUCCUGAACAUAUGGAAAAUCAGCAUAGAGCUGGAGUGAGAAUUCACGAACACCACUCCGAUUUAGGAAAAGACAUCAAGAGGGAUGAAGAGAUUAAAAAACAAGCAGUGGAUGUGAAAGACCCAAGCAAAUUAAGCUCUAGCUCAGUAGAAGUCUACAGAAACAAGGAUAUAAGCCCUUCAUUGGUGAAAAAUACAAACUUAGAUACAGUAAUAUCAACAGUGGUGAAAAACAUGACACUGUUACAUGACCAGGGUGAUCAAAGGACAAACUUAAAUCAGCAACAACAACAAAAGCCACUCUCUGUCAACUUGUCUACAGCUUUAUGGGGUACACUGAGACAGCUACCACUAAAUAGGAGCUCACCUGUUCAGCUGAACAAGAAUAUUGAUAUCAAUAAUAAUAAUAAUAACAACAACAACAUUUUGAAUAAUAAUAUUAAUAGUAACACCAGUUCGAGGAAUACUAUCCCCCCAGAACACCCUGGAAACCCUGAGCAGAAGGUUUCAGUCAACAAGGUCACCAGUCGGCAGGAGCAGUUUCUGAAGAUGACCACAAGCCCUCCUGGCGGGGCCCUUGGACUCUGUCCUUUGACCCCACCUGCACUAGUGGGUAAAAUCCAGAUACCUCGGGUGAAGGUGCUGUCCAUAAAGAGAAUACUCGCCAACAACACCGGCUUGACUGCUGGCGGGAAGUGGUCCCCUCUCAACUGUACCGCGAGAUCUCGCGUGAUCAUCAUCAUCCCCUAUAGGGACCGGUGGCCCCACCUAUUGAUGUGGUUAGACCAUUACCAUCCGAUUCUCAGGCGGCAGUUGGUUGACUACAGGGUUGUCGUUGUGGAACAGUACGGAAAUGGAACGUUCAACAAGGGUCUUAUAAUGAAUGCGGCGUACAGGGAAAUGCGUCAAAGAAUGGACUUCGACUGUGUCAUCUUCCACGACAUUGACAUGUUACUUGAGAACGACAAUAACAUGUAUCUCUGCUCCUCACAGCCGCGCCAUCUAUCGCCGGCCGUCAGCAAAUUCGACUACAAAUUACCUUAUGACGAACUAGUGGGAGGCGUCCUCAUGUUUCCACUGAGUCAUUUUGAAAUGGUUAACGGGUACUCUAACAACUAUUGGGGCUGGGGUGGAGAAGACGACGAUAUGACUAACAGAAUUUUCAACAAGGGUCUGGCACACGAGCGCCCCCACAAAACAAUCGGACGGUACACGAUGAUAAGCCACCAACAGAGACAGUAUUCAGUCAAAUUUACUAGAAUAGAAAAGUUGCUCAACACAUCUAACGGUAGACAGGAUCAGGAUGGUUUGAACAGCGCCAACUAUACCCUCCUGUUGAUGAAGGACGAACCUCUUUUCACCUAUCUUUUGGUCCGCGUCCCUCACUGGACUUACACGAAAGAAAUGGAGGAGGAGGACAAGGUUGCAGAACUCAAGAAGAGGAGAGAGAACCGAAAGAAAGGACCAAAAGUGAAAACGAAUCCCGCCCAUCCUCUGGCGCUGAUUAUUAUUUUUUAUCUGAUCGCAAGCGGCGGGUUCUAUUUGAUGUUUCCCGAGGUGUGCAGACGAUCUUGAUAAAUGGCUGUUAACAUGGUACAUACACGUGAAAAUCUCUGGAAAUAGCGAGAAAUAUGAUAUCUCUCCUUCGCGGAAACUUGGUGUGUGGGAAAACAGGGUAGAUUGCGGUGUCCUGCACGGUAUACACCGGUUUAUCGCCCAGAAUUUUUUUAAGUCGCAAAAUUGAUCCACAGAUUGCAGAGAAAAAAUAUUUUAAGAAAUUGGCCAGUUUCAGCCCACCAUCGUUUUAGUAUGGGGGAUGAAAAGAACAUCUUUUCUUCCAGAAGAGGCAUACGUGUAAUACGUGAAGGGGAACGGGCAUCUCUCGUCGACCCGGGGUGCGAGCUCGGAUAGGACUCCGUUCAAUGACGUCGAAGCAGCAGAAAGAAAUCGACCGCUGGUGUGUGAUAUUUCUGCCCCAACCGAUGAAUAGAGUUCACAAAUACGAGCUCCAAUUCAAAUAUAUAACAUAUUUAAGUCGUAUUCAGGGGGAAAUUGUUCUUCAUACUAAAACCUAUUUGCUAUGAUUAAGAUUUUAGACUGCAAUUUCCUAUUUAUCCACAACUUAUGUAAAACGAGGAGAGGAAAAUGGCGGAAAGAUAUACGUUUUAAAUGUGGUAAAACGAAUCCUUUGUGAUGCUGCAUUGCCAGCAACCAAGCACUUAUCUGAUUAAUUCUGCGUAUUAUAUUUUAGAGAGUAUUCUACAUAUACCAGUUGAUCAGUAUACUAUAUAUACCCGUUGAUCAUGAAUCUUUUUGUUGAUUUGUGUGAUCACGAUCUAAAAAAAAUGGGUAUCAUAUUAUAUUGAGUGUAAUAAGUUGUUACAUUUAGCGGGAUGGGCCUAUUUCAAGUUUUGUUUCAAUGAUAUUGCGCAAAAGACGGACACUUUUUAAAAAUGAAAAUCUAGUCAAGUAGAAAUAACUAAGAAGUACGCUCAUACAGUUUGAUAUGAAUAAGGUAAUUAUUUACGAAUUUUUCUACUAAUCUAGUGGCAAGGGUUUUGCAUUGUUGAAGUCAGUAUGCGUUAUAUGGAUAGUCAUAUUUUUGUAUUCACAACACUUUUUAUGGAUUUCUAUAUGUUUAGAUUUAGAGAAACUAUUUUCGUCGGCUCGCAGGCAAAAACUUGGCGCGAUUUUUGAAAUCUUAAUUAUUUAUUGGAGUUGAAACAUGAAUUUAAGUCAGGACCUGCCAGUCAGUGAUUGAUCAAUCUGGUCAUAAACGAGAAAGUAUUAUGUAUUUAAGCCGUACAGUAUGCGCCGAAGAGAUUUCUAACGAUUUGUGAAUAUUAAGAUGUAGAUAUGAGUUGUACUUUGCGCCAUUAAUGUUCAUCCAAGAUUCACGUCACACACACACAACUCUGCUUCAUUAAUGACUUAAUUGGUAAGAAGUUUCCUUUCAUCCCAGAAAGCGGCUAGACUAAUAUUGAAAUUAUCUCUUAGAAAAUUAAGUUCGGUAUAGAAAGCUGAAGAGUAUGUUGACCAUAUGAGAUUAUAAGUCUCACUUUUUAACUGUUAGGGUCCAUUCUUGUUGAAACUAUCGGUCCACGUAGAUAACACGUCCACGCUGAGCUGGAUUGAUCGUCGUAGACGGAUAGAUUCAAGGGGAAUGAGCCCUUGAGUAACAUUACUCGUCGAAUUACACUUUUAUGUAACAUGAUCUGUACGCGUUAGAUUUUCAUAAUCAUAGUAACGUGCGUCAGGCUUGUCACGGUCUUGCUGUAAGCUUAUGAUGAAUUAUUCAAACAACAUAAGAAUGAAGCCUAAAUCCGAAGUCAGCGUUAGAAUUUGCGAGUGCGGAUAUUUAUUGACUAAAAUGCACAUCUGCUGUAAUGAAAUGUUGAAUAUUUAACGCGAUCGUCAAAUCACUACGUAGCACUCGUUUUAGUUGUUGUUGUUUUUUAAGAGUACUUCUUAGAUAUAUAUUGGUCGUGCUUGCCUCUUAUUAUCGGCAGACGACGGGUUACACGAAGCAGAAACGUGAUCAAUAUGUGAUCGGCUGCCAGACUAAGAUAACAUUAUUGAUGAAUUUGCUAUAGUUAUGAAGCACACACACCUGUUACGUUGUUUCAAUAAUUGUUCUUCCCAGCGCGCGCAGCAAGUUGUGUUUUAACUGUCUCUUGUAGAACACAUGAUAUUGUGGAUUCCACUCAUUAAGGACCCCUUUUGUUGUACAUAGUUGACUGUGGUGCAAUGACAGGUUUUACCUCAACACAGGGUUCAGAAAGUGCGGGCCCACCGAGGCAAAUUUUACGAUGGGGACCCCCUUUUGCUACUAAGCUUUUUUUUUGCCCCUGCCUCUAUUGAUUGUGCACUCGUUGGAAACCAUUCUCAAUAGUGUAUCCAAUAAAUAUUACUAGAUUGAUAUUUAUUUA